Drosophila melanogaster (fruit fly) is the source of this 3323-nucleotide messenger RNA. It is a transcript of the gene Rnp4F, whose product is annotated as RNA-binding protein 4F. The record is from RefSeq and is marked reviewed. Gene Ontology annotation, biological process: RNA processing. Gene Ontology annotation, cellular component: cytoplasm. Gene Ontology annotation, molecular function: nucleic acid binding; RNA binding. The coding region runs from base 290 to 3115 and encodes 941 amino acids. Lineage: Eukaryota; Metazoa; Arthropoda; Insecta; Diptera; Drosophilidae. The transcript is spliced from 8 exons.
UAUUCACACUUUACCGGUGUUUCUUGACAGAAAAUGAUAAGUUUUCGUUAACCGAAUUCUCAGAAAGUAAGUGCUUGGAAAGUUUUUCCAAGAAAAAGUGCCCAAUAGGGAAACCAAACCUGAAACCAAAUAAUUUUCCACGAUAAGCGCAACAACGCGAUAUUAGAUUGGCCAGCCCUGCGUUUGCGGUUUUUUUUUUGUUUUUUUAUUUCCUGUAUUUUUUUUGGGGGGGAAAAAUUGCAGUUCCACGGAAAGCGAAAAGUUUUCCACCAAAAUAAACGGUUGAAGCAUGGACGCCGACAAGCAGCUGGAAAGGCAGCUGGAGAAGGAGCUGGACGAGAUGCCGGCAGAGGAUUUGGACGACGAUGCGUAUGACGAGUAUGAUCUGAUCGUGAUACCCGAUCAGGGCAAGGGCUCGCCGCAGCAGGGGCACAGUGAGUCGCCGCAGCAGGAGGAGGAGCACAAGUCGGAGGAGCUGCGCCAACGAUCGCGCCCAACCUGGCCACCGUCGUCCGCCGGCGGGGAUAUGACCACCAUUGAGUUGAUCUCAUCGGACGACGAGCCGUCAGUGGAGGAGACUGAGGGAGGCAAUGCCGCUGGCCGUGGCAGAGCGCGCAAUGAUUCCAGCAGCAGUAGCGAUGAUGUGGGCGUGAUCGAAGGCUCGGAAUUGGAAUCGAACAGUGAGGUGUCCAGUGACAGUGACAGUGAUAGCGACAACGCUGGCGGCGGAAAUCAGCUAGAGCGCUCGUAUCAGGAGCUGAAUGCGUUGCCCAGCAAAAAGUUUGCCCAAAUGGUCUCGCUCAUUGGAAUCGCAUUCAAACUGAAUGAUCUGGAAAAGAUCGAGUCAUCGGUGCUGGAGCUGCAAAAUUUGGCCACUGUGCCGGCUCACGUGUGGCUGAAGUAUCUAAAGGCCCGCCUGGUCGUCACCCAAACGGACGAGGAGCGCAAGGCAUUCGAGGAGCAGUGUGCCAAAGCGUUGGGCUACUACUACAGCAUACCGCUGUCCGAAUACGUUGUCAACUACCUGGUGGAUCAGGGCAACGUACAGAACCAUGUGCUGUGGGCCAAACUGCUGGCGGACUACGACGUGGAGCGUCCAGACUUUGGCGACAAGCUGCGUUCGCUGAUAUCGACAAUUACGGACGAAAAUGAGGCUGCCGCCUUUGUGGAAAUGCUGCAAAAGCACUGCGUCACCUGGACGUGCAACGUGGAGCAGCGGCAGAUGAUCAAGUCCGUUGUGGACAAGUUUAAGCAACAUCUGGACGAGACAACGCGUGGUUGGGAUUGGUCUGAGCAACACAAGGCUCAUGUCUACGAUGUGGAGACAUUAUCCCUUGACGAUGACCUCAAAAACGCUGUGAUCCGUUUCAUAUUCGAACGCUCGGUGGCCAAGUUUCCCAUUGUCGAUGUGCUCUGGUUAUCCUACAUUGAGUUCAUUCAGUUCGAAGGCGUCACUGUGCCGGAGAAUGAGGAUGAGAAUGAGGUAACCGCCGAAAUGGUAGCCAAACGGGCCAAACGCUUGGGCAAAGGUUUUCUGCGCAACACGGAACUCGAUUUGGCCAAUCGUGGUGUGCGCAGUCAUCCCAGUGUACAAUUGAAUCAUCGUUUCCUCGACCUAAUGGAGCGCUCGGACUUUGAGUUGGCGGAAGUGGAUGAAGAGAUACGUCUCAUAUUGCAGCGCAUUGUGACCGACAUGGAUAUGACCGUGGAGCUGCAUCUGGACUAUCUGGCCUAUCGUAUUCGCAACACCAAUGCCAGCGAUGAGCAGCAGGUCGCCAGUCUGCGUGCCGCCUUCAAUCAUGCUUGGGAGGAGCUAACCGUGCUCUACGGCGACCAGGCGGACACCAGGUACGAGGUGCUGCAGUUGUGGGCCCAAGUUGAGUACACGCAACUGGGGAGUCCGGACAAUGGCCGUGAGAUUUGGCGCCAAAUAAUGGGCUAUCCGGGCAGCUCGAUACGCGGCCUGCUCUGGCUGAACUUUGCCCAGAUGGAAAGCGAAUACAAUGGUGGCCACGGCACACGCGAUGUCCUUCGCAAAGCUCUCUCGCAGCCCGUCCUCGAGAAUGGCCUUAUGGUGCAGGAGUUUUUUCGCCGCUAUGAACGUUGCUAUGGCACCUACGAGUCCAUUGCCGCCUGCCAGGCCCUCGAUCUGCCUGUCGAGUAUGUGAAGCCGCGUUCCCGCAUUAAGCCCAACUCACAGUCGGCUUAUCCUCGCCAGCAGAAGCUUAAGCCGCGCCAGCAGCAGCAACAAACGAAUCGUGAGCCACUGAAUCGCGAGCAGCGACGUCGCCAGGCGCAUGAGCAACAACAGCAACAGCAGCAGCAGCAGAAGCAUGGCAUUAAGAAGUCCAGAACCGAGCCAUCUGGUGGAGCUACGUCACCGCCAUCGAAAGUCAAGGGGCCAGCGAAUGCAGAGGCCAAGGAAUCGAACUUUAAGUAUUCGCCCAACAUGGAAAUCAAUAAGAUCUUUGUAAGAAAUCUGCAUCCCGCUUGCAGCAAGGAGGAGCUGCACGAACUCUUCUCGCCUUUCGGCACCAUCAAAGAUGUGCGCCUGGUGCACAAGCUAAACAAGCAGUUCAAGGGCAUUGCAUACGUUGAGUUCGAGAAGCCGGGCGAGGCGCAACGAGCAGUGGCUGGACGAGAUGGUUGUCUAUUCAAGGGCAUGAAUAUCUCUGUGGCCAUUUCAAACCCACCGCCGAGGGGCACAUCAGCUGUCAAGCCAAGUGUGGCGCCCAAGCGACGUGUGCCCACCUCGCUUAUACCCACGACUCUGGUGCGCCAAGAGGUGGCUGCCAAGAAGCUGCGCUUGCUUCUGCCCGAGCCGGGGGACAUAUCAUCCACUUCGGCAUCCGUCGACGUGGCCAUCAAGCGCGAGGCUAAUGGAGAGGAGCAAAAAGGAGAUGUUCAAGAACGAGAUGAGCAAAAAGGAGAGGAGCAAAAAGGAGAGGAGCAAAAAGGAGAGGAGCCAAAAGGAGAGGAGCAAAAAGGAGAUGAUCAAAUAGGAGAGGAGCAAAGUGGAGUGGAGCAAAAGGGAGAUGAGAAAAAAGAAGAGGAGAUGCCAGCUGCUGUGCCCAAGUCAAACGAUGACUUUCGCAAGCUAUUUCUCAAGGAUUAGGCGACAAAUGCCGGCGGCUGAGCCCGGUGCCAGCGGCCAUGGUUUAGUUUGUAAGACGAAGACGAAGAUUUGGAGCAUAUAUUUUUUUAGAUUUAAGGCAACCUAAACAGACAAGGUUGGAGAACACUGUACAAAGAGAAAAACUGUUGUAAGACAAUGAUUUUUGUUUCGACUCAUAUAAAUUGGUUUCUUGAUGAACCAAGUGAAG